UGCCUGGUCGCCCUCAGAGAACAGCUCCCUGCGAACUCUCCCUGCCAUCCUUACCUUCUUGUGGACCAUCAACUCUUCAUGAUCCAUCACUACAUAGGAUGCGGGGACUAGCUUUAUGAGGGCACACGAACCUUUCGCGUUCUGGGGAAAUGUUCUAUAGGCUGCCGAACCACACAGAAAAUGGUACGGACCUGUCGGGAGCAGGAGGAGUUUCUUCGUUCGGCCUCUGGCACUGAGCAGCAGUUGCACAGACUGGGGGAUUGCUCCCUCAGUCUGCACAUCACAUCCGUCCUUCCAACAAACGUGGUC
This is a messenger RNA of Staurois parvus, 309 nucleotides long. The record is from the annotation of a GenBank genome assembly. NCBI's taxonomy places the organism in Eukaryota, Metazoa, Chordata, Amphibia, Anura, Ranidae.